This is a messenger RNA of Clupea harengus (Atlantic herring), 1973 nucleotides long. It is a transcript of the gene chrnb1, whose product is annotated as cholinergic receptor nicotinic beta 1 subunit. Gene Ontology annotation, molecular function: acetylcholine-gated monoatomic cation-selective channel activity; transmembrane signaling receptor activity. Gene Ontology annotation, cellular component: postsynaptic membrane. Gene Ontology annotation, biological process: monoatomic ion transmembrane transport. NCBI's taxonomy places the organism in Eukaryota, Metazoa, Chordata, Actinopteri, Clupeiformes, Clupeidae. The record is from RefSeq and is a predicted model, not a curated record.
GCGCCGACCUCUCCCCAUCUGUCCGCCCGCGAGCCUGUAACCCGAGCGCACAGUAGGAGCCGUGGCCUCUCGCGGAUGGUCGGUAGUGUCGUUUGAAACAAAACGAUAGUACACUUUUAAACAAGCAGCUAAACACCACAAAGUGUAUAUAAUACGGAGUCAAAUCGUUAAACUUGUCUUUCGUUAUGAAGGCGCCGGAUUUAUUCUUCGUCGUAUGCUGUUUGUAUGGCCUCUGCUGUAUUGGAGGGGCUACUGAUGCGGAGAACACCCUGAUGAAGUCCCUCUUCACCGGCUACAACGUCAAGGUGCGACCAGCCGAGACACCUGACCAGAAAGUGGUGGUGAGGGUGGGCAUGGUCCUGUCAUCACUAGUUGCCUUGAACAUGAAAGAUGAAGAGAUGAACACAGUUGUCAUCAUGAACCUGGCAUGGACUGACUAUCGACUGUCUUGGAACCCCAAAGACCAUGAUAAUGUUGACGUGCUGCGUAUCGCCGCUGGAAAAGUAUGGCUCCCUGACGUCGUCCUCAUCAACAAUAAUGACGGAGUGUUUGAUGUUGCCCUCCAAGUCCAUGUUCAGGCCUACAGUAACGGCAGGGUCACCUGGACUCCCCCUGCCCUCUUCCGCAGCUCCUGUGGAGUCAAGGUGACCUAUUUUCCCUUUGACUGGCAGAACUGCACCAUGGUGUUUCGCUCAUACACAUAUGACUCCUCCGAGAUCGACCUGCAGUACGCGCUGGACAGGAAAGGCAAGGAGAUCCAGGAGAUCGUCUACGACCACACCUUCAGCGAGGGCGGGGAGUGGCGCAUCCGUCACAAUCCGUCGCGUAAGAAUGUGGGAGAGGACUACUACGAGGACAUCACGUUCUACCUGAUCAUCGAGCGCAAGCCCAUGUUCUACGUGUUCAACAUCAUCCUGCCCUGCAUCCUCAUCACCAUCAUAGCCAUCUUCAACUUCUACCUGCCGCCCGACGCAGGAGAGAAGAUGGGUCUGUCCAUUAACGUGCUGCUGACCCUGACUGUGUUCCUGUUGCUGCUGGCCGAUAAGGUUCCUGAGACGUCUCUGGGUGUGCCCAUCAUCGUCAACUACCUCAUGUUCACCAUGAUCCUCGUCACCUGUUCCGUCAUCCUCAGCGUGGUCGUGCUCAACCUCCACCAUCGCUCGCCCAACACGCAUGAAAUGCCCCUGUGGGUGCGCAGGAUCUUCAUCCACCUGCUCCCGCCCUACCUGGGGAUGCUGCGGCCCAAAGUGGAGUCUCCCUUGUCCCUGGAGAUCAUUCCCAAGAAGGAAACCGCCCCGACCAUCUUCCACCACGCCGAUGAGUACUUCAUCCGCAAACCAACCAACCUCACCAUCUUCCCCAAGCCUGACAGGUUCCACUCGAAUGGUAUGUGCACUGACCUGAAAAAGUUCAUUGAAGGUCCAAGUCACUACACCACGCUGCCCGCCGAGCUCAAGUCCGCCAUCGGUGCCAUCACCUACAUCGCAGAGCAACUUCAGGCUGAGAAGGACUACGAAGCGCUGAAGGAAGAUUGGCAGUACGUUGCCAUGGUAGUGGACCGGCUCUUUCUGUGGAUCUUUGUGGUUUUUACCACUGUGGGCACAUUGGCCAUCUUUGCUGAUGCCAGUUUCAAUGCCACGCCCAGUGACCCCUUCAGUGGCCAAUGAGGAUCCUUGCCCCACCCUUUUCCCUGUCUUGCAGCCAAUCCACUGCUGAUGCCAGUUUCAAUUCCACGCCCAGUGACCCCUUAAGUGGCCAAUGAUGAUCCUAGCCCCACCCUUUUCCCUGUCUUGCAGCCAAUCCACUGCUCUGCAGUGCUUCAGAAGUUCUGCCUCAAAGUCAGACAGUCCAUUGCCUGUUCUGUAUCAAGUUUUGUCAAGAUAUUUCAUAAAUCCAUCUUGCACAGGCUCUAGAUGCCUUUGAUACAUAAACACACACACACACACACACACACACACACUCACCUAUGUACA